AUGGGUAAAUCACCUCGCCGGCAGACUUCAGUUAAUUCGCCAAAUAUGGACACCGCUGCUUCUACGUCAUCAAAACCCAGCCAGGGUAGCAGUGCAUCAGCCGCCGUCAAUAUAGCCAGUGAUUUACCAGCCGCCCCUACAGCCACCGGAGCCACCACUCGAUCAUCAUCAGCCGCUGCCAUUGCGCGUCAGGAAAACGUGAUUGCGACUCUACAAAAACGAAUAGCCAUGCUUGAGAUCAGUUUAUCGGCCUCUCAGCCCCAGUCACGUGGUGAAACGCUCAACGUGGAUACAUCCAACAAUAAUGUCGCCGUCGAAGUUCCUUCGAGGAUAGCAACACAAUUGCCAGAAUCGCAGCAGCCAGCUAUUGCCAACUGUACAGUACCGUUGUCGCAGCCUACCGAUAUCCGUUACACGCCGCCGUUAUUUGCAGCAAGUACCGCUGCUGCAAACCACAUGUACAGCUCUACUAUUUUAGGGAUUGAUACGCCUUCGAUCCACUCUAAUUCAACGACAAUGCCUACGUUUGUUAAUACAAGUGCCACAUCUACACAGUCAUCGAGUUUGCCGAGAAAAUUGCAGGAAUUGCCCGAUUUUUGUGGAAAGCCGGAAGAUUGGCCAAUAUUUUAUACGGCUUACAUAGAGUCAACUGCAAUUUAUGGAUAUAGCAAUUACGAGAAUAAUCAACGUUUAUUAAAGUGCCUGAAAGGAUACGCGCGUGAAGCGGUCAAGUCACUGCUAAUCCACCCGGACAAUGUCGGUAAUAUAAUUGAUUUAUUAAAAUUUAGAUUUGGGCGCCCCGAGCAGUUGAUCCGCAGCCAGCUGUGUCAAGUGAGAGAAAUCGCACCUAUUUCGGAAAAUGCCAUUAUGAAAAUAAUACCGUUUGCAACGAAGGUAUGUAAUAUUUGUGUAUUUUUACAAUCUGCUCAUGGUGGUGAAUUGCAUUUGUCAAAUCCUACAUUACUCGACGAACUUGUCUCAAAAUUGCCUUUGAGCAAACGUGUCGAAUGGGCCAGCUUUGCAGCUCUUAUGCAGCCACAUGCAACAGUAAAACAUUUUAGUGAUUGGCUUUCAAAAUUAGCUAAUAUAAUUUGUACUGUUUGUGAAGACCCUUACAAGGAUUCAAAGUGCCGCAUGGUUCUACAUACAGUUGAGCCACAACGAUCAGUGAGAUGUCCAAUUUGUCAAGAGCAACACAAGAUAGCAGAGUGUGCGCGUUUUAUUGAAUAUUCAGUGCCAAGAAGAUGGGCAGAGGUGAAACGACGUCGUUUGUGUUUUGCUUGUCUCAAUUUAGGCCACUGUACAAGCAAUUGCCAUCGGCGCAAGUUAUGUUCAAUUAAUGGUUGCCGGAGAGUGCAUCAUAAACUCUUACAUGAAGUCGGGGAGAACGUUUCCAACUCGUCAGGACAGCCAACUCCGCCUUUCUCCUCUGCGAAUAUACAAGCUAAUCGUAAGCCUACAUCACCAAGUCGUUCACUCAACAACCAGCAGACAUCACUGGAAGCAAGAUCAGCAGUUCUGAGUUGCAGUUCCACUGAGAGCAAACUCCUCUUCCGAAUUUUACCGGUCACCGUAUACGGAAAUCACAGACGUGUUGAUAUAUACGCAUUGCUGGACGAAGGUUCAUCCAUCACGAUGAUUGACAGUGCCCUUGUUCGGGACUUGGGAAUGCAUGGAAGUGAGCAAUCUUUAAAUGUACAGUGGUUCGGAGGACGUGCCGCGCAGGAAUCAACGUUUGUAGUGGACUUAUUCAUCAGUGGCGCCGGUAUGCAGAAACAACACAAGCUCCGUAAUGUGUAUGCUGUGUCGAACCUACAGCUUCCUGUACAGAGUUUAAGCAGAGUAGAUUUGGGUCAUGAGUAUAGACACGUAAGCCAACUUCCGGUACAAUCUUACCCCCAAGUCAGGCCUAAGCUAUUAAUUGGUCUCGACCACUGCCAUUUGGGAUUACCAUCGACGACUGUGAAGGUAAAGGAGCACGGACCAUUCAUUGCUAAUACAGAGUUGGGUUGGGUUGUCUUCGGCCCAACAUCUUCUCCACAACCGUCUACAGUAUCGUGUUUAUGCGUGAAUAGUCGAGCUGAUCAGAGACUUCACAAUAUGGUAUCUAAAUUUUUCGAAAUUGAGAGUUUUGGUAUUAGAGCUGCACCGCCGAUAGAAAGUGAGGAGGACAUCCGUGCCAGAGAUGUCUUGAAGUCUACCACAUGCCGCGUAGACGGACGUUUUAAAACGGGUCUUAUAUGGAAAAGUGACAAAGUUAAUUUACCCGAUAGCUACAAUAUGGCGUUGAAACGAUUAGUCAGUGUAGAGCGAAGGAUGAUUCGUGAUGCAGAUUUUGCCGCCGAAUACAAGAACAUCAUGGACUCUUACGUCACAAAGAAGUACGCACGAAAACUGCCGCCAGCAGAAGCUGCUGUGAGUACACCUACAACUUGGUAUUUGCCACACUUUGCCGUUGCUAAUCCCAACAAACCCGGAAAACUACGUAUGGUUUUCGACGCCGCUGCUGAGAAUAUCGCAGUUGCCGUAUGUGGAGACAUCAAGGAGAUGUUCCACCAAGUCCUUAUACGAGAAGAUGACAGAUGUGCACAGCGGUUCCUUUGGCGUGAUGGUGAUGCUACGCAACCGCCGGAUGUUUACGAAAUGUGCGUGAUGACGUUUGGUGCUGCUUGUUCACCAUGUGCUGCAAAUUAUGUAAAAAAAGUCAACGCGCUGGAGCUCCAAAAUAAGCAAGGAACCACGGCCCGCGCAGUAAAAGCAAUAUUGGACCACCAUUAUGUCGAUGACUUCGUUGAUAGCUUCAAAUCGGAAGUGGAAGCAAUUUCAAUGUCAGAACAGGUCCGAGCGAUUCAUAUGGAUGCUGGGUUCGAGCUUCGCAAUUUCACAUCCAAUUCUUCGAAGGUGUUAACCGCGCUUGGUGGUACUGAUGUUACACGAUCGAUUGGCAAGAAAGAAGGUUUCGUUGGUGAGAAGGUACUAGGCUUGUUUUGGCAGCCAUCAUCAGAUUGUUUCGGCUUCAAACUGAAAUUCCAUAACGUUUCUGAAGCGGUGAUAAAUGGGAAGAGACGCCCUACUAAAAGGGAACUUUUAAGUAUCGUCAUGUCGAUAUUUGACCCUCUAGGGUUUCUGAGCAAUUUCGUCAUCGGAGCCAAGUUGCUUAUGCGUGAGCUUUGGAAACACGAUAUCCACUGGAACGACCCAUUGCCAAACGACGUAAAUGCUGCUUGGGUGAAGUGGCGUAAACAACUACCCGAGAUUGUCAAGUAUGCCAUACCUCGUUACUAUUUCAGAAAUUGCGCACCUCAGGUACUUCAACUCCACAUAUUUGUUGAUGCUAGUGAGGAUGCCUUUGCCGCCGUUGCUUAUAUACGAUCUCAAUCUUUAUCUGGUGAAUUUGAUGUUGCAUUCGUUUGUGCCAAGACAAAAUGUGCGCCAAUGAAAACCCUCACCGUGCCACGCCUCGAACUUCAGGCAGCGAUUUUGGGCACUCGCCUUAUGCAGUGUAUCCGCGACGAACAUUCUCUAAACAUCAAAGAAUGUAUUCUGUGGAGUGACUCAAAAACGGUCAUCAAAUGGAUACAGAGUGAACAUCGUCGUUAUAAGCCUUUCGUUCAGCAUAGGAUAGCCGAGAUAUUGGCUUCAACAAGCAUAUCAAAUUGGAGAUGGAUACCCACUAAGCACAAUGUAGCCGAUGAAGCCACGCGAGCAAAUGAUUGCACCAAUUUUAAUCCAACAGCACGUUGGUCACGGGGGCCCCCGUUCUUACACCAGGACGAGCAGGCUUGGCCUUCUGAAGACGUAACAGUUUCUAGAAAUGAUGAACCUGAUGAAGAGCUUCGGUCCAAAUUCGCUUUAGUCAUCCUUCAUGUCGACGGGAUAGACAUACCUGUAGUUUUUCAUGUGGUAGAGCAACGGGAUAUUUGCUAUUCGGCAAUCAUAGGUAAUAAUAUCCUGAAGUGUGUCGAUCUAGAAGUGUCAGAGAACGGUGUAAAGUUUUUAAAGAAAAAGGGUAAUAAAUCCGAAGCUAGGAGUGAUAAGAUAGAUAAAGAAAAAGUGAGAACUAAGGAAGGAGAUUUAAUACGCGAAUGGAUGCAUGAACGCAGCGAGAUUGGGUUGGUAGCUGCUGAACAAAGCAAUAUGGAAGAGUUAGAUUUACAUCAUCUAAGAAAGGAUCAAGCGGACGAAAUAGCGAGCUUGCUUGGAGAAUAUUGCCCAAAACCACAGUAUAAAUCACCAAUUGAGGUGAAGAUUAUGUUAACGGAUGACAUACCAAUUUAUCAGGGUCCACGUUGGAUGCCUUACGUGGACAAGUGA
Bactrocera tryoni is the source of this 4314-nucleotide messenger RNA. RefSeq lists its product as uncharacterized. The record is from RefSeq and is a predicted model, not a curated record. The transcript has 3 exons. The coding region runs from base 1 to 4314 and encodes 1437 amino acids. Gene Ontology annotation, molecular function: nucleic acid binding. NCBI's taxonomy places the organism in Eukaryota, Metazoa, Arthropoda, Insecta, Diptera, Tephritidae.